AUGGAGAUGGCUCCGUCCAUCAUCCCCGAAGCGACACAGCAACCAACCCCGACCAUCGGCAGACCACAACCUCAGAACAACCUACACAAUCCUCUUCCUCUAUCCGCCUCGCAAGAAGCCGAGGUCCGCAAUCUUUUUCACAAACGAGUCCGCACCAGAUGUGCCGAUGUGAUCAAAGACUUUGCCGACUGCGCCCGCGGCCGCACCAUCAGCGUCGCCUGGACCUGCCGCGAACAGCAUCUGGCCAUGAACAGCUGUAUGAUUCAAUACGCCACAAAGGCCGAGGAAGAUGCCGCAAGAGAAGAAUGGUUCCAGGGUAUCUUGGCAAGGAGGAAGCAAAAGGAGGAGGAACUUGCUGCCGUCGAGAGACGGAGGAUGGAGGUGAUUGAGUUGACCAGACGGCAGGAGGAAAAGGAGAGGCUAGAGGCUGAAAGAAAAAAGAAGGAACUUGACGAGAGCAAGAGAGAAACAGAAGGGGGCAAACAGAAAGGAUGGUUUUGGGGCCGGUGA
This is a messenger RNA of Fonsecaea monophora, 510 nucleotides long. RefSeq lists its product as hypothetical. Lineage: Eukaryota; Fungi; Ascomycota; Eurotiomycetes; Chaetothyriales; Herpotrichiellaceae. The transcript has a single exon. Gene Ontology annotation, cellular component: mitochondrion. Bases 1 to 510 code for a protein of 169 amino acids. The record is from RefSeq and is a predicted model, not a curated record.